Molecule: messenger RNA, 1407 nt
Organism: Prorocentrum cordatum
Lineage: Eukaryota; Dinophyceae; Prorocentrales; Prorocentraceae
Source: the annotation of a GenBank genome assembly
AUGCUGGAGAGCCACCGCGGCCAGGUUGAGUUCGCUCUGACCGGCCUGGGCGGCGAGCAGAGCAUCCGGAGGAUCUGUAGUGCCCCCUCGGGUCUCAGCACCGCGCGUCCCCUCGCUCUGACCGGCCUGGGCGCGGAUGACCACCGCGCGUCCCCGCACGCGAACGGAAGCAGCCAGCGUGGCUGGGUCACCCGCCUGAUGUACAUGGCCACCUCCCCGACCAAGCAGUACACGACUUCGAUUGCGGAUCACAGCCCGCUGUCGACGUUCUCGGGCGUCAGCGUCGGCUCGAACUCGAGCGGAGGCUUGUCGUACACGGAUCGCUGUCGUAAGCGCAUCAGGCAGCUCAGCGACCUGCUCAGGAGCCCAGAGGUGACCAAGGUGAUCGUCCUGCUGGGCGCAGGGGCCUCGCAGGAGGCACACCUGGAGAGCUACGUGACCCUGGAGAAAAAAUAUUUUUCCCUGGCCGAAGGCAGGCUCACUGAGCACGACACCAAGCCCUACGGGGUCCCCUCCUUCACGUACAGCCAGCUCUUCGGCCCGCCGCACUGGUGGCAGGACCCAGACGAGAUCGUGAACGGGGUCUCUUGGGAGCGCUUCAUGGCCUACAAGAGGGUAAGCGACGCCUUCUGCGCGAACAUGGUGGAGAAGUUCGCGGAGGCCGAGCCGCACCAGGGUUACCAUGACCUGCAGGAGGUGCUCGCGGCGUGGAAAAAGGGCGAGCUCACGCCGCUGACGCCCCAGGAGAGCGAUGCAAAGCAGACACGCGGAGAAGUGAAGCAGCCGACGCCGGAGACGAAGGAGAUCAUUGUGGCCACUACUAACCUCGACCAGCUGAGCGUGAAGACGUUCCAAGGAGUGGCGACCGUUUACGAGAUGCACGGGAGCAUGGAUUAUGUUCGCCGGCACGCCAUCCCGCUCAAGCAGGGCAAGACGAACGCCCAGUGCGGGGUCUCAGACGCGGCCCGACCCGGUGCCACCGAGGGCCUCUUGCAGAAGCCUCUGGUGAUGCACUUCGAGGAGCCGUACUACCGCGAGGUGAGGUGUCGCAGGGCCUCGGCCGCGGGAAACGACGCGGAGCAGGGCGAGACGGAGUCCUUCACGUUCCGCAGCAUGAAGCCAGAACUGAACAAGUUCGUGCACGGCUGUGCGGCGGGCACGGUGGUCCUGGAGAUCGGGUGCUCGCAGCGCGUGCGGGCGGUGCCGGAGCUGCGGGAGUCGAUGGUCGAGCGCGGCGCAACGGUCUUCGUGGUAAAUCCGACGGAGAAUAGCAGGCGCGCAAAGAGUCGGCUUCUGGCUGCGCAGCCAAUGCUCAUGCCAAAGCUCCGCAACCUGAAGGUAACACCGUCAGGCUUCAGAGACUUCGCCGACGCACUGCGCUGGGAGCUGCUGGGCACAGAGCCGUAG